AUGAAAGAGUAUAAAAUAGUAGUGGUCGGAAAUGGAGGCGUCGGGAAGAGCGCUUUGGUAAAUUAAUUCUGUUUUCCGAACUGUUAGAAGAAUCUUCAGACCAUGCAAUUUGUGCAAGGCGUUUUUGUGAGCAGCUACGAUGCGACUAUUGAGGACAGCUACAGAAAAGCAACUAAUAUCGAUGGCCAAGUUUGUCGCCUCGAAGUAUUGGACACCGCCGGAACGGUGAGAUCAUCACAUUUUCGUGAUAAAGAAGCAUUUUUUCGUGAUUAGGAGCAAUUCACGGGGAUGCGCGACUUGUACAUGAGAAACGGACAAGGAUUCGUUUUGGUUUUUUCGUUAAGUGAUAUGAAUAGUUUCAACGACAUAAGAGCAGUGAGAGAUCUAAUCGUCAAAAUUAAGCAGUCUCAAGCGGUGGGUUUUUUUUUAAUACAUUUUUUUUUUGAAAUUUCAAAAAAAUUUAGGUCCCCAUGAUUCUUGUUGGGAACAAGUCAGACCUUCAAUUUGAGAGAGAAGUUCAAUACUCAACAGCCAACGCCUUAGCUAAGUGA
Caenorhabditis auriculariae is the source of this 551-nucleotide messenger RNA. NCBI's taxonomy places the organism in Eukaryota, Metazoa, Nematoda, Chromadorea, Rhabditida, Rhabditidae. The record is from the annotation of a GenBank genome assembly.